AUGAAGGACUUUGACGCCAAAUAUGGCAACUGGCCAAGACGAUUGCUUCACGUCCCGACCCUAACAUCGCACGAGUGGCGGCCGGGCCACCGCUACGGGGGCCACGAACGCCCGGCCUACAACACACUCUCCUACACGUGGGGGAGAUAUGCGCUCAAGGAGGGCGAACAGCCGGCAGUGAAGGCCCUGCCCAUUCGGAUCGAAGGCCGCCGCACCUGGAAGAUCCCGCGGAUCAACCCGGCGCACUUCAGCGUCGAGGAGUUCCACGCCGCCGUGAAGCUCGCGACAGCGGCCUUCUCGCCCCUCGAUCUCGACAACCGCUGGAUAGAGAGGAGGCACAUGGACCCGGAGCUUGUCGUGGACUUUUUGUGGCUCGACGUCGCCUGCAUAGACCAGGAGCACGCCAAGACCAAGCUGGCCGAGAUCAACAGACAAGCCGCCAUUUUUCAAAAUUCCCGGACCUCCUGUGUUUGGUUGGGCCAUUUGGGCCACGACCAGCUGCUCGAGAUCCAGGACUUCUGCAGAGAGAGAGGCUGGUCCCAACUUCCGGUCAACAACAAAACCAACAAGGAGCAGCAGCAUCUGGAGUGGGUGCAGCAGCGGCUUUCACGCGUUCAAGAGAUCGUAGAGCUUGUUCUGCUCAAUAAACAGGAAAGUGACGACAAGGACGCCGCCCGCACAAUGGCGCCCUGGUUCUCCUCGCUCUGGACGCUCCAGGAGGCCUACCUGCGGCCGCAUUCCUGCCUUCUUCCUCGGGACUGCCUCGAUAUGCUGGACGGCCCGGCCGCCGGCAGCUCGCAAAGAAUGCUCACCCUGAGGGACUUGAACAUGGCCUUGCUGCCGGCAGUGGCCCUCUGCAACGAAUGCGUCGCCCUGGACGUGGGCCCUCGCGACCGACUCAGAGCCAUCGCAGACAAGGUCCACGAGGCCGGGCUGCGGGAGCUGUACAGCAAGAGCCCGUUCGCCAUCUUUGCCGCCUCGAGCAGGCGGGAGGCGUGGGACCCGUGCGACAGGGUGUACGGCAUCAUGCAGAUCUUUGGCAUCCAGCUGCCGCUGCGGCGGCGAGGAGACGGCAAGAGCUGCACGCCGGCCGAGCUCCGGCAGAUGCUGUCAGAGAAGCUGCUCCUCGCCUACCCCGUGGAGACCCAGCUCUUUGUGCACACGGAGCCGCCGCGGGACCCGAUGUCCAAGUGGCGCAUCGGCAGCUCUGCGGCGCUGCCCCGCUGGGCCAACGACCUGGUCGGCCCCGCGAGGAGCAGCGAGCGCGUCCACUGGGAGCGGCCUCACCCGGCCAGGCCCCUCCCGCUCUGCAGGUUUUCGGUCACGCACGGGUCGGCAUAUUUCCAGGGUCGGCUGUGUGCGCUGAAUGACCUGCUCGUCUCUUUCGAAACCUUCGACGCCGUCAGGCCGCUCGACCACGAGACCGCGAGCGAGCGGGUAGAGGAAAGCAUGGGAAAUGUGGACGUCACAUUCGACAUGAUCCCCAGCACGCUGCCCGGCGGAUCUCGCCUCCAGAUCCCAGGAAUAACCGGUUUCCUCUUUGCAGAUAUCAACUAUCAUUAUAACGACAUUCACAAAAUACUUGCCAAAAUGGCGACUAAUAGUAAGGAUACCGACGGUGGCGACGUACAGGUUCUUCUUCUCGGCUCCUGCCUCGAUCCACUGCUGGCUUCAUAUCUGAAGCAGGAAGGGGCCGCGUGCGAGGGGUUUGGGGCGGCUUGGAGGGAAGAACACGACGAGUGUGGUUCAAGGCAGAUCGUUGGGUGA
Molecule: messenger RNA, 1767 nt
Organism: Gaeumannomyces tritici R3-111a-1
Lineage: Eukaryota; Fungi; Ascomycota; Sordariomycetes; Magnaporthales; Magnaporthaceae
Exons: 2
Coding region: 1-1767 (588 amino acids)
Source: RefSeq, a predicted model, not a curated record